Molecule: messenger RNA, 2351 nt
Organism: Durio zibethinus
Lineage: Eukaryota; Viridiplantae; Streptophyta; Magnoliopsida; Malvales; Malvaceae
Product: homeobox protein knotted-1-like 7
Biological process (GO): regulation of DNA-templated transcription
Cellular component (GO): nucleus
Molecular function (GO): DNA binding
Source: RefSeq, a predicted model, not a curated record
AACAAAAGUAAAAAAAAAAAUCCAAAAUUAUUUAUUUAUUGAAGAAGGAAAAAGCAAUCAAAUUUCCAGGCCACAGAAGUGGCUUUAUCUAAUGGGUUCUUUUUUUCCCCCUUUGCUUUGUCUGACCUAUCUUCUUCCAAACACCGUUUCAUUGUAAUGAUUCCAAGGCCCCCCUCUGCUACACUCAGACACUUCAAAACAAAACAAAACAAAACUUUGAGAAAUCCCCACACCCUUUCUCUAAUAUUUCUAUUUUCUUUUAAUAUAUAAUAAAUGUAAAUAUAUUUUCAUGCUUUUGCUUCUGUAACUUUCUCUGUGUAUGUAAAAAACCUGCACAUAUUAUAGAGGGGGAAGGUGCAGAAAGUCUUGUGUCUCAGAUCCCAAUACACUGCUGCUGAUCUCUUACACCAUUAACGAAAAAAAAUAAACCGUCUUUGCUUUCCCUCUUCUUUUCUCUCUUUCUUCCCCAUUAAAAAUACUACAAGAAAAACUACAAUAGUAACCUCUCAGCUUAAUGGUGUUUCUUUGUGGUCCUUUGCUACUUCUUGAUCGUUUUCUUUACACAUAUAUAUAAAUCAAACUCCCCCCCCCCCUUUUUUUUCUGCUUCAGUCCUUAUUACAUUUUCCCUUUACUACUUUGUGUAUGUACUUGGCUGUAGUUGAUCUCCUUUGAAUGGUUCAAAGAAAUGCAAGAACCAGGGUUAGGCAUGAUGAGCAGCGGUGGGAGUGGUGCAAUUGGAGGGUUUAGCAGUGGUGAAGUGUCUGUUUCCGGUAACCAGAAGCGUCAGCUCAAGGCCGAGAUAGCUACUCAUCCGCUUUAUGAGCAGCUUUUAGCAGCUCAUGUUUCUUGUCUCCGUGUUGCUACACCUAUUGAUCAGUUGCCUUUGAUCGAUGCACAGUUAGCACAGUCUCAUAAUCUUCUUAGGUCGUAUGCUUCACAGCAUCACCAACAUGGCCACUCCAUAUCCCCCAAUGAGAGACAGGAGCUUGACAACUUCUUAGCACAAUAUUUGAUAGUGCUGUGUACUCUCAAAGAACAGCUUCAACAACAUGUCAGAGUCCAUGCCGUUGAAGCUGUCAUGGCAUGCCGUGAAAUCGAAAAUAACUUACAAGCUCUCACUGGAGUAACCUUGGCUGAAAGCACAGGUGCAACAAUGUCAGAUGAUGAGGAUGAGAUGCAGAUGGACUUCUCUUUGGAUCAAUCUGGCUCUGAUGGUCGUGACUUAAUGGGUUUUGGUCCCCUCGUUCCUACAGAAUCUGAAAGAUCUUUGAUGGAGAGGGUUCGUCAGGAGCUGAAAAUUGAACUGAAACAGGGUUUCAAAUCAAGAAUUGAAGAUGUGAGGGAGGAAAUUUUACGAAAAAGAAGGGCUGGAAAAUUACCAGGUGACACAACUUCAGUGCUGAAGAACUGGUGGCAGGAACACUCGAAGUGGCCAUACCCAACUGAAGACGACAAGGCCAAACUUGUGGAGGAGACAGGAUUGCAGCUAAAGCAAAUCAACAACUGGUUCAUAAACCAAAGGAAGCGCAAUUGGCAUAGUAACUCUCAAUCUGUGACCUCCUUAAAGUCCAAGCGGAAAAGAUAGACAAUAAAAUGACUUCCAUGAGGGAUGGAGAAGAAGGAAGUUUCGACAUGAUGAAGUUGGUAUAGCUAUUAUAUGACCUCUUGGGAUAAACAGCCGUGGGCUAACAUUUUGUGAAUGUACUGAAAGAACCUGGGAAGUUAGAUGAUUUCAAAACCAGGUAUAAGUUGUAAGAUUGAGUUUUUUAUGGCUUACAUGUAAGUGUGUAGAUUCAAGUUUCUAACCAAGUAAACAUGCUUCCUUUCAGUUUCUAAUAAUCAUAUUUAUCCAAAAUUUACUUGUUGAGAAGCGAGUAAUUGCUGCUACAAUUCUGAAAACAGAAGCAAAAUGAUCUCCUUCAGGACUUCGGGUGAGCUUUUUACAGAUUUUUCCGAUGGAGCUCAGCUCGUGCAACCCAUAAGAGCAGUCUACCAACCAUACAAAUCUGUCAACUUUCAUCACCUGGUUUGCAGUACUCAACUUUUUGCCACCAUUGGGAAGAUGAUUGUAGGAGCGUCUGCAUCACAGAUCAGUGAUCAUAAAAUUAUUCGUCUUCUCUCCCCACACACACAACAAAUUAUAAACAGAAAAUGUCAAAAAAAAAAUCCUGAUUGGAGCAACAAAGAUUGAAGAUCAUCAAGCCAAUCUGAACCAACACUUCUUUUUGCCAAAACAGAAGGUGAAAGAUGUGCAUCAACAUUGGUUACUAAUUACAUAUAAUAUUGAGUAUAAUGAUAAUGCAACAGUAAUAAUGGUGUCUUGUUAACACGUUUUAUGAGUAUCACUAAG